Linum tenue is the source of this 2342-nucleotide messenger RNA. The record is from the annotation of a GenBank genome assembly. NCBI's taxonomy places the organism in Eukaryota, Viridiplantae, Streptophyta, Magnoliopsida, Malpighiales, Linaceae.
CAAAUCUAACGGCGCCUUGCGCAACCAAAACAAAAAGGGGAGAGAAGAAGAAUAAGCGAACCAAAAAGCCAAACAGGCAGCAGAAUUCAGAAAGAAAAGAAAACACAGAAAGAGAGAAGACUGAACGCAGAAUGGGAACGAAAACGGAAGGAAAAAAGCAGUAGAUAGGAAGAGAGAAACAUAAGAAGAAGAAUUCUCGGCAACCAAACAGUAAAAGAGAAAUUUUGGGUUGGAGACUUACCCGUCAAAUCUCGUCAACAAAAAAGAAAACGUUCGGAUUGUGAAAGUUCUGUUUACAUAUUUUCCUCUCAAUUUUUUUUUGUUCCGUUUCCUAUUCGGUUUGAGGACAAAUUGUUUUGUGGGUUGGAGUUAAAAAGGCCGGAGAGGUGGGAUUUGGCAUUCUGGGUUCAUCGGAAGGGAAAAUUCUCGAGGUGGGUUUUUAAUUUUUUUUGUUUGUUUCAUCUCCGACGGUGGGUGAUGGGAUUGGGGAAUAGUGAGAAUGAUUUGAUCGUCGAUGACUGUGACGGCGAAGGCGCCGGGGUUGCCGACGAUGGAGGUGAAGUUGGCGGCGGAGGGUAUGGGAAGUCGCUGGGGUCGGUUUCGUGUUCGAUUUGCCUCGAGGUUGUGAUGGAUACAGGGGAUCGAUCAUGGGCUAAGCUUCAAUGCGGACACCAAUUCCAUCUGGAUUGCAUUGGUUCGGCUUUCAAUACAAAGGGAGUGAUGCAAUGCCCUAACUGUCGGAAAGUCGAGAAAGGCCAAUGGCUCUUUGCAAAUGGUUCUCGUUCACUUCCUGAGGUCAACACAGAUGACUGGGCCCAUGAAGAGGAUGCUUACUAUAGCAUCUCCCAAGUGUCUCUUGGAUUUCACUAUUGUCCUUUUGGUGGUAGCUUGACGAGACCACCUUCAUCCUUUGAGGAAGGGGAGUUGUCACUGAAUGCAUAUCACGAUCUGCUGGGCCAGCCUGCUGUUUUUGCGGAACACGCAGCCGCCAUAUCGUCAGCAAGCAAUGCUUGUCCUUAUAUUGCUUACUUUGGACCGAUCCACCCUUCGUCCUCAAGCUCCAGUGCUGGCGUUUCAGAUACAUCCAACUUUAAUGGCCACUGGAAUGCUCCAUCAGUACCUAGCGACAUGGCGAGCUCCUAUGGCUUCCCUGCUGCCCUGGAUCUCCAUUAUCACAGUUGGGAGCAUCAGUCCCCUCCAUUCUCCACAACAAGCAGUCGCAUUGGUGGUGUUGAUCAGAGUUCCCUCCCUCCGAAUGCUCAAAGAGCUGUGGGUAGAAGCAAUAAUGUCGGUCCUCAGAGAGCAGGAUCAUUCAUGCAUCCCUUCGUCAUAAAUCCAGGUUCGGGUGCCAGAGCCGGAAGCUCAGUGCCUCCUUCGGGCACUCCAACUUAUCAAGGCAGCAAUGCAAGGGCACGCGAUCGAGUUCAAGCUCUUCAGGACUACUAUCAACAACAGCCCGGGAGCUCCCCACCGAUUCAUGCUCCUCCCCUGAUUGCCACCUCAGCGCGAAGACCGAGCAGCAGCAGCCACAGGGGACUGUCGCGAGUGAUCCCACCGACGCCCGACCAGGCUGGGUUUUACUUCUUCCCGUCAGCAGGGACGACAUCAUCAGGGCGGAACUACCAAGAGCCGGAGAAUGCUUCGUCCCGGACUGGGUUCCGGGCAUGGGAGCCAUUGUUCCCUUUGAACAACAGCCAUCCUGAUAGAGAUUCAGGCUGGGGGCCCACAUUCCAGCAAGGCAGCGGUGGGUCCGAGGCAGGUGGAGGGAUCAGAUCGGUGAGCUUCCGUCAGAGGCAGAAUCGUUCGUAGUGUGUUUCACUGCGUGGAGAGUUUUAUAUCCUUGUUGAGGGGUGAAGUGAAGCAAAACUCGUUUUUACCAGACUGCUGUGGGAAACCCAGAAAGCGGAUGAAGAAGAACUAUGUGUAAUUGCUUAAACCAUAACUGAUGUAUGAUGGUUUUGGGAAUCGAUUCGACGGGGAGCGCGAUCGAUAGUGCCAUGGAAGUGGCCUGAGAACAAUGGUGUUUUAUUUUUCAUGUGGGCAGCUUGGCCUGGCUGUUUUGGCAGUGUGCUUGAUUGAUGCAGGCUGUGCUAUGAACAUCAUUUGUGGCUUCCUCCGGUUUCUUUGCCUUUCUGAGGAUAUAAGAAAAAUUGUUAAUGUUAUGUGUCUCUGGAUGGUGUAUUCCGAUUCAGUCUGUUGGCUUUGCACUUUUGAAUCCUUCGGUUGCGGACUAACGUCUUCUGGUUUCAGUUGGUUCAGUGUCAUCUGGUUCGUUACAUGUUCUUUGAUGUCAUGGCAGAUACUGAUUUGUUCGAACUCCAUACCCGACUUAGUCAUUGGUG